CUACUGCGCCUGAGGGGAGUCUGUGCCCAAAUUCCACUACGACUACAUCUGCGAGCGGCGAGAUGUUAAGAUCAAACACGUCAAUAUGACGGAUCCCAACGAGCGAUUCAACGUACGCAAUCCGGUGGUGCGCCGCGCGGAGUACUACAGGGCUCCAUACGACAUCCUGAAGGCAUGUCCCGACUGGUACGGUUGCAACUUGCGCAUCGCGCCGGAGUCCAUGCACCAAGAGCUACCGGCCGCGCUUCUCGACGCCAACGAGACUGCCUUCGUCGGCCACGGCGGCAAGUACUGGCUCGCUCUCUACUACACACAGCUUGCAACUUACGCUAUAUACUUCCAAGCUCAUGGCGAGUACCCGUGGCAGUCGAACCGACCUAUCGUCUCCGUCGAUAAAGGUGGCAUAUGGGAGCAACUGCUGAAGGCAAACAUCGGUCCGGACAUGAACCUGCACUACAAUCUAAACGGCAUCUUCAAUCGCUACCCAGGAGGGAACGUUGCACCAGAUCUGAUGCGCAAUGAAGGACAGGUGCAACCGGCCAACUUUAGGUCUGAAAGCCGAGAUGGCGCGCCAGAGGACCUCAUAAUUGGCAACGCGCAUCUUGUCAAUGGACCAGAUGCUGAGACAGGAAGUGCGAAUUACAACAAAUUCAUACACGACUCUCAAGUACAAGCCACUUUCGACCACUCAAAGAAUAUAUAACAUUUAGUGCAUUCCUUCAAAUUUUAUUACAAUAAAUAUAAUUACAUAA
Messenger RNA from Papilio polytes (common Mormon), 752 nucleotides. RefSeq lists its product as uncharacterized. Bases 86 to 703 code for a protein of 205 amino acids. The record is from RefSeq and is a predicted model, not a curated record. Lineage: Eukaryota; Metazoa; Arthropoda; Insecta; Lepidoptera; Papilionidae. The transcript has 6 exons.